Messenger RNA from Vicia faba (fava bean), 786 nucleotides. The record is from the annotation of a GenBank genome assembly. NCBI's taxonomy places the organism in Eukaryota, Viridiplantae, Streptophyta, Magnoliopsida, Fabales, Fabaceae.
AUGACACCAUCUCUUGCAAUUGCUUCUUCAUCUUCAACCAUGUUGUUAUGUCCCAAACUAGGAACAUGUUCAAUGUCUCUGUCCACUUGUACACCAACUACACAUUCAAAAAUCCAACAUUUUCAUCUCUAUUCAUUGGGUAAACGCCUUUUCACACCUUGGAAUCGUUUGGAGCAAUUGGGUUUCUUAACUAAACCCAAAAAACCACUUUUUCAUUUUAUCGGUAGGAAGGGUCGGUGUAAGGGUAAGGUUGUUUAUGCGUCUUUGUUUGGGGUUGGAGCACCUGAAGCUUUGGUGAUUGGGGUUGUGGCUUUGUUGGUUUUUGGUCCUAAAGGUCUUGCUGAGGUUGCUCGAAAUCUGGGAAAAACAUUGCGUGAAUUUCAACCCACCAUUAGAGAGAUCCAGGAUGUUUCAAGGGAAUUUAAGAGUACGCUCGAGCGGGAGAUUGGCAUUGAUGACAUUUCAAACCCAUUACAAAGCACAUACUCUUCCAAUGUACGCAACACCACAUCAACUCCAUCAGCCACUGAAAUUACCAAUAGUUCUCAGACUGCUGUUGACCCUAAUGGGAAGCUAGAUGAAAGUAAAGCAUACAGUUCUGAGGAGUAUCUUAAGAUUACAGAGGAGCAACUAAAGGCCGUUGCUGCACAACAGCAGGAGCAAAUACCAUCUCCUAAAGAAGAUGAAAUCGAACAGCAAAUCCAGCCUCCUGCUGCUGAUGAAACUGCUGCAACUGUGCCACCUCCACAGAAGCCUGAAAGUGAAUCGUUACCUUCGGAUUCGUAG